GAAAGGCGAGGCGCGGCCGCGGAGCUGCGCCGCUGCGGGCCGCGGCCAUGCCCAAGCGGGGCUGCCCCUUCGCGGACGCGGCCCCACUGCAGCUCAAGGUGCGUGUGGGUCGGAGGGAGCUGAGUCGCGGCGUGUGCGCCGAACGCCUCACGCGGGAGAUCUUCGAAAAGACCACGCAGCUCCUCUUCCGCGGGGCCCAGGCCUGCAUGGACCCCGCGUGGGAGGAAGGCUGCGCCAUCGUCGACACUCCGGAGUCCCCGAAGCCUGGCCCCACGGAAGCCCCUCGGGCCGCACGCGGGCAGAUGCUGAUCGGGCCCGACGGCCGACUGACCAGGAGUCGAGCCCAGGCCUCUGAGGCUGACCCAGCCAUGGCGGCAUCGGGAGCCUGCUCGUCGUGCGUGCGGGCCGUGGACGGGAAGGCGGCGUGUGGCCAGUGCGAGCGGGCCCUGUGCGGGCGCUGCGUGCGCACCUGCUGCGGCUGUGGGGCAGUGGCCUGCACCCUGUGUGCCCUCGUGGACUGCAGUGACGACCUCCACGAGAAAGUGCUGUGCGCCGGCUGCGCCAUGUUCGAGGCCUGAGGCCGGGAGAGGACGGCAGCCCUGCCUGGACGACCUCGCCGCCGUCCACGCUGAGGGACUGGGGGGAGGGGCGGGAGGGGACAGCCUUUCUAUUUUGUAUUUUGUUCUCCUGACCACAGAAGAGAAUAAAGCCUUUAUAUUUGGACAA
Molecule: messenger RNA, 726 nt
Organism: Mesoplodon densirostris (Blainville's beaked whale)
Lineage: Eukaryota; Metazoa; Chordata; Mammalia; Artiodactyla; Ziphiidae
Gene: SIVA1
Product: SIVA1 apoptosis inducing factor
Exons: 4
Coding region: 48-578 (176 amino acids)
Biological process (GO): extrinsic apoptotic signaling pathway
Molecular function (GO): CD27 receptor binding
Source: RefSeq, a predicted model, not a curated record